Messenger RNA from Babesia ovata, 1593 nucleotides. RefSeq lists its product as uncharacterized. Bases 1 to 1593 code for a protein of 530 amino acids. The transcript has 4 exons. The record is from RefSeq and is a predicted model, not a curated record. NCBI's taxonomy places the organism in Eukaryota, Apicomplexa, Aconoidasida, Piroplasmida, Babesiidae.
AUGUGCCAUUUCAUCUUCUUUAAUUUUUAUCUAACCUUUUUUUCCACUUUCUUCACUCACCUUAAUUGUCUUGGACAUUACUCCUUCAAUAACUCUGCUAAGUCCCACUGUCAGUCUCUUAACGACGAACUUGACUUGCUUAAAAAUUCUGAUAACUCACAAAAUGACUCUAAAAUCGACGAACUUAAAUCCCAAUUGAAAGAUCAUGUUGCCAAGUAUCAUUCCCUUUCUGAGUCUGACAGGACUGCCCAGCUUAAGGACAUCCACUCCAGGAUGGUGUCUCUUGCUGAGCUCAGUGGGAAGCUUGGCCAAUUUAUUGGCCAAAGUGACGCUGUUACUAACGCCAUUAAAAAUGGUAUUGACAGCAUUAUUGACAGUGAUAAUGAAUUCAAAAGCCUUAGAAACUCUCCGUCUCCGCCUGCGCAGUCUUCCGCUGCCGUGUCUGCUGAGCCUAUAAAUGAUGUGAAGCUUAGUAAGAAAAUUCAGCAAUUUGAAGAGAAAAUAAAGCUUCUUGAAUCUAAGAAAAAUGGCCAAAAUCCUCCCCUCUCCUCUGAAGAUUCUCGCCUUUUAUCCUCCUAUCAGUCCAAGUUGGAUGCUCUUCAGAAGCUGAGGAGCCUUAAUGACUCCUUGAAUUCUCUUAGUAGUAAUAAUGAUAACAAUUGUAAAAACCUUUUAGAUAACCUCUGCACAGGCCUCGAAAAAUUUCUCGGCUACGAGAAGGGGAAUUACACCGGCUCCGGCAUCGUGUACUCGGACCUUGACAGGCUGUGUGACGGGGUGAUGUCUUUCCUUCAUGGAGUUCUUGAGACGGUGAAGGAUGAUGAUAACGUUACAACUUAUGAUAAUGAUAAGUCUAAUGACAUUAAUAAUGUUCUUGACAAUUUACAUAAUAGUGUAGGUAAAGGCCGUGAGGCCUUCGGUGAAGCCGUGACUCAGGUGGAGGAGAGGACUAAUAAAGUGACUACGGAAUUAGGUAAAUACUACAAGGAAGUUCAAGGGUCGGACCUUUUCCCACUUGCGUACCAGUUAGAGGCUUGGAUGAGAACCGUCGAGUCCGUCGACUGGGACAUUAGAGACAUUAGCGACAACCACAGUAAUAUAUUAGAUAGCACACUUAGAAUACAAUUAGCGCACGAAAUAGCUCCAGUUAAGAAAGUAGUGGAGCACCUUAAGGGUGUGGCCAAAAAUAUGACAGACGGCAACAAGGUGAAGCACGUAGACGAUGAAAUUGCUGCAAAGGAAAAUGAGGUCACUCAGCUAAUUACUGAAAAAUGCCAACAGCUCCUGAAAGCCUUGACAGAGAGAUUUGACCUCAUUGAAGAGAAAACCAGGAAAUUCGGAACAGAGCGUGCCGAGCAGUUGGGACCUUUGUUGCAGUCUGUCAAACAGCUGGUUACGGAUGUUGGCCACGCGGAAAAGAGCGCGCAAGCCUUGGCGCAGCAUUAUGAUAGAGACAUUCUCAAUGGGUUACAGACAAUAAGUGGGAAGGCUUUCUAUCAGUGUUCAGCAAAAGGUAAUAGCGGUUUGGAUCAAAUUAUGGACGAUUUGGAUCGGGCGAAAGAAUCGCUUAGAUGGAUAUUAGAGGACAAAUAG